AUGACCGUCACAUACGACAUGUCGUACCGCGGCUGGUCUUCGGGCUCCCACUCGGCCGCUUGUCUCGAAGACAAAUUCGAAAUCAUCAAGGACAUUGGCGAUGGCAGCUUUGGCAGCGUUGCCCUGGGCAGGACGAGAAGCGCAGGCGCCCAUCUCGUUCGUCGAGGUACCAUGGUAAGUGCUCGGUGCUCAAGAGUCUUCCGUAGGCAUCAAGUCAGUCAGCUCUGACGCCAAAUUAGGUUGCUAUCAAGACCAUGAAGAAGACUUUCGACAACUUCGCGCAGUGCAUGGAACUGCGAGAAGUCAUCUUCUUGAAGUCAUUGCCAAACCAUCCGCAUCUCGUCCCUGCUUAUGACAUCUUCCUGGAUCCGCUGAGCAAGAAGCUUCACAUCGCCAUGGAGUACAUGGACGGCAACCUCUACCAACUCUUGAAAGCCAGGGAUCACAAGCCUCUGGACGGCAGCAGCGUGAAGAGCAUACUGUUUCAGAUCUUGGGCGGUCUGGAGCAUAUUCACGAACACCACUUCUUCCAUCGCGACAUCAAGCCGGAGAACAUUCUCGUGUCGACAUCGGCACCCGACAACAGCAACACCUUCAAGAGAUACUCGCAGCUUGUAACGCCGCCCUCUACCCCACCAACCUACACUAUCAAGAUUGCGGACUUUGGUCUUGCGAGGGAAACGCACUCGCGAGUGCCGUACACGACAUAUGUAUCUACGAGAUGGUAUCGUGCACCCGAGGUCUUGCUGAGGGCAGGAGAGUACUCGGCUCCUGUCGAUAUCUGGGCCGUGGGUGCCAUGGCCGUUGAAAUUGCCACAUUGAAGCCUUUGUUUCCCGGUGGUAAUGAGGUGGAUCAGGUCUGGAGAGUGUGCGAGAUCAUGGGAAGUCCAGGCGGCUGGAUGAACAAACAAGGACAGAAGGUGGGCGGUGGUGAAUGGAAGGAAGGAAUCAAGCUCGCACAGAAGCUGGGUUUCUCAUUCCCGAAGAUGGCACCGCAUUCCCUGGAGACCGUGCUGUCAGCACCUCAGUGGCCUGCCAGUCUUGCUCAGUUUGUGACCUGGUGCCUGAUGUGGGACCCGAAAGUGCGACCAACAUCGAGGCAGGCACUGGAACACGAGUACUUCCGAGACGCCCUCGACCCACUCCGACCGAAGAGCGCGGUGCCCAAGGCUCUCGGACGCAAAGCUUCUGUCCUCGGAAACGGCGCGGAGUCGAGCGAUGGUGGGCAGACCUUGUCGACGAAGACGUCUGCCUGGCUCCGAAAAUCUAUGGGUGCCGGCGGGAUCCGCGAACCAUCUGCACCUGCGGUGCCAGAACACGCGCAGCCCAUUUACAACCAACCAGCUCCAAUUCAGACGAUGACAGACGGACCUGCAGUAGUCAACAAGGCAAGACCCGCUGCAACGAAACGGGCAACCUGGACAAACGGUGCCACGCAGAAUGCCGCACCUAUUCCAAUCCUGCCCUCGAUCCGACCCAUCUCACCUCUACGGGAUGCAUCGGUAGCCCAAGCAAACGCUCGCCGCACGCAGCAGCCUGACGACAAACCCAUGAAGAAGAUCGGCCGACAGCUUUCUGUGAACUCUCAGGGCAAUCAUUAUGCAGACCUUCACCGACAAGAAGCGGAGCGCGCACUGACCGGUGGCAAUGGCCUCAAAUCACCCACGGGCAGUCAACGGGAAAGCUUUUUCUCGCAUCUGCGGAAACGUGCUCGGCGCCUGUCUGGACGUCACCAAGGCACCACAUCUCCCGCACCGGAAGACAUGGAAGCGGACGUUGGCUGUGCACCCUGGACCAAUGCCAGGCAGUCCGUGCAAGAGGCUCCACAACAAACUGCUCCUGUCGCAUCCGAUCCAUCGACUGACCCCAACUUCGCCGAAUUGGAUCGCGCGCUCCAAAACGUGCGAUACAGCCUCGAUGCAGCUGCGAACACGAACAAUGUCCAGCCGAAGCAUCCUACUCGGGUUGCGAGCAAUCCAGCCCUGAAGAGGCAUCAUUCCCUGCCAUACGGAAAGGAGGAUGUCCCCCCGUCGGGAAGCGCAUCAGCAGCAAACCGGAUUCGCAGGUCUCUAAGGCACGCCCCUAGCAGCAGAUACGAGACACCGUGCGAAGAGGAUGAGUUGCUGGAUGAAGCGCUCGCGUCUGCUCACCGCGCUGCCAAACGGCUCGAUAAUGCUCCGACAAACAAUGCCACAGCGACUACCCAGUCAUCGCGGCCGCCACUCGCGCACGUGACAUCAGAGCCCACCUACCCUGCACCAUACCUAACACCGUCUCAUUCAAAGGACCAAAUGAGCGUCGACUUUGCCUCGCAGGAUUACACACCUUCGAAGCCAAUGGACAUUCCUCCCAUGCGGGCUCAGCAAACCCAACAGGUGGUGAAUCCACAGUGGCCAACGCCUCCCUACGACGAGAAUGACUGGGCCGCGGCCGCUGCAGCUAGCAUUCUUGCGACUCAAGCUGCCUACCGAUAG
Messenger RNA from Lecanosticta acicola, 2474 nucleotides. NCBI's taxonomy places the organism in Eukaryota, Fungi, Ascomycota, Dothideomycetes, Mycosphaerellales, Mycosphaerellaceae. The record is from the annotation of a GenBank genome assembly.